Messenger RNA from Mugil cephalus (flathead mullet), 814 nucleotides. RefSeq names its product transmembrane protein 18 (gene tmem18). Gene Ontology annotation, cellular component: nuclear membrane. Bases 71 to 529 code for a protein of 152 amino acids. The record is from RefSeq and is a predicted model, not a curated record. NCBI's taxonomy places the organism in Eukaryota, Metazoa, Chordata, Actinopteri, Mugiliformes, Mugilidae. The transcript is spliced from 5 exons.
GCGACUCUAAACACUUCCGCAUUUGUGUUUACAUGGUACUCGGCUAAGCUACAGUGUAAAAAAAGUGAAGAUGACGGAUCAGAAAGCAGAAAAUAUCAGCUCGAUCCCUAUCGAUGGAUUCAGCAAUUUAAGAAUAACUUCGAUAUGGACGUUUCUUAUGUCUGUGCAAUGGUCAGAGUCUUGGCUUAUCGGGCUGUUGGCGUUUCAUGUUGUGUGUUUGUUCCUGACUGUGGUCACCUGUAGGUACUACAGAGCUCAAAUCUGCCACUUCCUGCUCAUAGUCGCCCUGGUUUAUAGUGCUGAAUAUCUAAAUGAACUGGCAGCCAUGAACUGGAGGUACUUUUCUCGAUUCCAGUACUUCGACUCCAGGGGCAUGUUCAUAUCGUUGGUCUUCUCAAUCCCUCUUCUCCUCAACGCAGUCAUCAUCGUGAUGGUGUGGGUGUACAGGACCUUUUCCACGAUGACUGAACUAAAGACACUACAGCUGAAGAGAAAGGCUCGCAGAGAGAAGAGAGUGAAGAGUGACUGAGCCUCCUCCUUAUCUCCAUAAAUGGGCUUCAUUUGGAGGAAUUCAGAAUAUCUCCCUUGCUAAUCCUGAGUUUUUGGAAAAGGGGGGAAAAGGGGGGUUGUUGGUUGAUGUUGGUGAAUGUCAGAAAUGAAAGUCUCUUCUUGCUGGUAAUAAUAUCAGUUGCAAGAUGUUUCCGCCGUACUGUACACUGUGGGAUUUAUGAGGACCAAAGGAUGUUUACUGUUUUGUAUAUAAUGAUGUUAAGUGUUAAACUCACUAAAGAAUGAUGAAGUGUUUUUAAAUCAA